Messenger RNA from Solanum lycopersicum (tomato), 2624 nucleotides. Its product is annotated as DNA-directed RNA polymerases II and IV subunit 5A. Gene Ontology annotation, molecular function: DNA binding. The record is from RefSeq and is a predicted model, not a curated record. Lineage: Eukaryota; Viridiplantae; Streptophyta; Magnoliopsida; Solanales; Solanaceae. Gene Ontology annotation, cellular component: RNA polymerase I complex; RNA polymerase III complex; RNA polymerase II, core complex. Gene Ontology annotation, biological process: DNA-templated transcription.
AUGACAUACUGCAAUCCUUUUCUGAUGAUGCAUUCAGCGUUCACCGUUCAGAGUGGUAGCUGUUUUAUAUAUGUGUUCUUCCCGGAGGAGCCAAAGGUUGGUGUUAAGACCAUGGAAACUUAUACAGAGCGCAUGAAAAAAGAAGAUGUCUUCCAAGCAGUCCUGAUUGUACAACAAAAUCUAACUCCCUUUGCUCGUACCUGCAUAAGUGAAAUAUCUACAAAGUUCCACUUGGAGGUUUUCCAGGAGGCAAAGAUGUUGGUAAACAUAAAAAAACAUGUUCUAAUUCCUGAGCACCAGACAUUUACUCUUGAAGAAAAGAAGACCUUGUUGGAAAGAUAUACUGCGAGGUUCGUCUUUCUUCCUCGGAUUCAGAUCACCGACCCAAUUGCUAGAUAUUAUGGGCUAAAACGUGGCCAAGUCGUGAAAAUUAUCAGACCAAGUGAGACUGCAGGGCGUUAUGUUACUUACCGAUAUGUGGUCUGAACUAGUUUUUGAUGUUUUCACCGGUUGACUGGAUAGAACAGUCAAGUAGUGUAGUUAGAUAUUUGCUUAAGCUUUACCCCCUCAAAAGAGGUGAUUUAGAGUCUCGAGUUUUCUCUACCCCAUCUAACCAUGUAAAAACAGGGACGCUUUACGUUCUUGAAAUGAUAACCAUCUUUUUGUGAACUUACCCUCUUCCUAUUGUCUUUGCGUCUACAGCUUUUCCUAAUUGCUAGUGUUGUGAUGAGUUAUCUCUUCCCUCUAAUGAAAAUGCCAAACUCAUCGUCAAAUCAUCCCCAAUUAUAUCAUGUUCUAUCAUUAACACAUUAUAUUAAUCAUUUGGUGUGUAUUUAAGCAUAAAAAGAUUUUAAACAUGAUAAAAUUCAAGGGAGCGCUAAAUUUUAUGCAAGUAUAAAUGCAUAAUAUACAAGCUAAUGUGACAGUUGAUCACCAUUUUAAAUUUAAUUGAGAUUUCUUGUUCAUUGUCUAUUUAUGGAUUCCAUUGUUUAACUUUGUUGUAUUUUGACAUAAGCAACAUUCCCUUGUUCAUCUACACACAAAAGCAAUAUAUAUAAAAAAGUUUUUGAUAGAUUCUAAUAUUUUGAACGCUUAACGAGAAAAUAAUCAAAUGUCCCUCUAAUCUAUUACCGAAUUUUCAACAAUAUCGAUAAAGAGUUGAUUUUUAAAAAUUCUUAAUUCCAUACAGAAAUUAGGGUCAAGAGGAAUACAAAAAUUCUAUCAGUGGUGGCAAAGACAUAAAAAUGACGGAUGAUGGACAGAUCUGACCACAAAGAAGAAGGAAGAGAUUUCUAUGAAGAAAAAAGAAAAGAAUAAGGAAAAAUAAUAAUAAAAUAUAUAUAUACAUACACAAAAAAAUGUUUUACGUUCACUUUCUCAGGAAGAGUGAAAUACACUCACUUCGCCAGCAUUUAGGGAGAUGAUAAUUUCAAUUUUAAAGAAUUCAAGGCAGUUAUAAACCCUCAUAAAAUUUAAAUGUGUAGUUGAAAAUUCGAUAAUAAAUUGGGGGGGCAUUUGACCAAUUUUCUCAACCCUUACCAUCACAUAAGGUUACAACAGGUUUUUCCAUUUAUCUUUUUUUUUUAGCAUUUAACCAUCUUUUGAUGCUAUUCCCCUUUAGGGGUACCACGUUAAAAUUGAAAUAACAAGAUAUCAUGUGAGAGCUAAUAAAACAAAUGGUGGACAACUAUAAAUUAAAUAACAAAGUAUAUUGCAAAUCUAUUUAGUUAGUACUCAACAAUUCUUUUUAUUUUUGGUCAGGUCCUCAUUCUAUGCCUUAUAUAAUCUUUGAUUGUAAACUUGUAAUAUAUAGAGUGGAACACCUAUGCUAAUUAGUGGGGCACAACCUCAGGUGCUAUUCUACACUUUCCAACACAUUGGCAAAGUCCAUAUACCUAUGCUUUUAGCGCUGCCAAAUAGGCUCUUAGAUUUAGCUUCUUCAAUGAGAAAACAUGAAAAAGUUAUAUUACUUAACUCUAGUUUUUUUUCACAAUAAGAAAGUGGUAACAGAAACAAGGCUCUACAAGCUCUCAUGAGUAACACAGACCAUGCAAAACAGCAAUCCAGAAGCAGAUAUACCGCAUUAUGUAAAAGUGAUCUCUUACAAAAUCAAAACUGGCUACUGCACAUCAACUAGACAGGAUGCAAAAAUGUUGUCUCGAAACUGUAAGGAGUAAGAAAAACACAGAUAUGUCCAUGAAAAUGUAUCAUACAUAUGACCGAGCAAGCUAUAUUGUUGCCCUUCUGCUUUGAGGCCAAAUGACUGUUGACACUGAAAAUGGCAUGAUCAAAAUGUACAAUCUUUUCUCAUACUUGCUAAAUAAGAGAUCAUCUUGACAACCAUCUGAGGCAAGACACUAUCUGUAAAUGCAACCAGUGAACAUCUUUGUACUUUGUAGAAUUCACCAACAAUUAGUAACCAACAGAGUUUAAUAUGACAAAUGAAAGAAACAAUUCCAUUGACAAAACAGUGAUUAAGGUAUCCCAUCAAUUAGUUAAAAAGAUACUGAUGCAAUUGAACAAAAAACUCGUAGUGUUAUCUGAACAACUUGGUUGAGAUAGAAUCAAGAAUCACAAUUGGUUUUCAUGUCCCCUUCACCUUCAAUCAUUCUCAGUGGUACUAC